AUGUUUGCCAAGAAAACAAAGCCGAAGAUUGGAUGUUACCGUAAUGUCUUUGCUCUUUUGUUUCGUUCUUCGAGAUCGACGAAAUGGCGAAAAGCUUCGAAGUGUAAACUCAACAUCGAGAAUCUGCUCUGCUCUAUCAAAUUACAUCAGAGACGAAGAGAGUGUAUGGUUCGACAAGCCAAGUCCGAUAUCGCUCAACUCCUUCCUAAUGGUCGCAUUUCGGAAGCACUUCCUAAGGCGAAACAAAUCUAUGAAAACGAGAAAAGUUUAUCGGCGUACGAUCAUGUCGAGGACUUCUGCACAUUGAUAUUGCAGGAUUUUUCUUUGUUAAAUCAUCAGAGCGAUGUUCAUUUCUUACCGGAAGAAACCAAAGAAUCAAUGGCUGGAUUGAUAUUUGCCGCUUCAAGAAUUGGGGAGCUUAAGAAGCUUCAGUUUAUAAGGAGCUUGUUCGUUGAAAGAUUUGGGCUUGAGUUUGACAAAGAUUGCGUAGAUUUGCGUCCAGGAAACCUCGUGAGUUUGGAGAUCAUUAAGAUUCUAGACACGAAGAUGCCGGGAGAAGCUAUUAGUCCAGAGAUUGUGAUGGGAAUUUACCAAAAGUACCAAACUGACAUCGCUGGUUCUGUGGAUUCAGUAACUGAAGAGUCAGCUUCAAGACUGGAAAGGGUUGUUAUAAGAGAGAAUUCGAAGUUUCUGCACUCAAAUCUUGGAGAGUCUCAAGGAAGCAAUCGAUCAUCGUUCAUGCGAUAG
Molecule: messenger RNA, 747 nt
Organism: Microthlaspi erraticum
Lineage: Eukaryota; Viridiplantae; Streptophyta; Magnoliopsida; Brassicales; Brassicaceae
Source: the annotation of a GenBank genome assembly